Messenger RNA from Pseudoliparis swirei, 1352 nucleotides. Its product is annotated as C-type lectin domain family 9 member A-like. NCBI's taxonomy places the organism in Eukaryota, Metazoa, Chordata, Actinopteri, Perciformes, Liparidae. Bases 17 to 748 code for a protein of 243 amino acids. The record is from RefSeq and is a predicted model, not a curated record. The transcript has 6 exons.
CACCCUCCCCGGGGCGAUGUCCCAAACCGCCGACCCUACCUGGACUACGGAGAGGUGGAACCACAGGAUCAGGCGGCCCAUGACGGCUACAGCCACGUCCACUACCAGGGCCGGCAGCUACCAGGGGAGAGUACUGGGAGCACUGGGAGCACAGGACUGCAGGUCCAUCAGUCCGGAGAGAGAAGGUCUGAGGAGAAGGUCUGGACGUCUGACUCCUCUGCGGGUGGAGGAGCUGAAGCUGAGUGAAUCUGGGUGGAGUCGGUCGCCUCAUGGUCGCCUCCCGCAGGACUUCCGAGCCGGGGAGCCUCUUCAGAUGGACCAUCCAGAACCCAGGCGCCAACCGGAGCUCCUCCAGCGCAAGGUCAGCUCCUCCUGCCCGGGCGGCUGGACUCACUACAGGAGACGCUGCUACAUCGUCGGCUCGUCCGUGGCCAGCUGGGCCAGCGCCGAGAGGAGCUGCUCUCUGCUGUUGAACAGCAGCCUGACCAGCGUGCGGUCCAGAAGAGACGUGGUCUGGCUGUGGAAGUUCACAGGGAGGAAGCCAUUUUGGAUCGGUCUGUCUGGGGGUCCGGGUCGCUGGAUGUGGGCUGACGGUCAGACGCUGUCCUUCUCCAAACUGAGGGCGUCCGAGUCCACCGUCGGCUCGGACUGCGUGCUGGUUGAAAACCCCAGAAGCUGGAUCUCCACAAACUGCUCCCCCGAAACUCAACACGCAUUCAUCUGUUCAUCGCCGGCUCACUCUCACUGAGAGACACAGUUACCGCUGUCGUCAUACCAACCUCUGUGUGAACAUGUUCAAUUAAUUUUUAAUUAUAUGCGAAGAUGCUGCUCUGUCCAAUUUUUUUCAUAUUUGUCAUAAUAAAGAUUGUUUCAAAAACACAAUGAAUUGGUCUUUGCAUUUUAGAUGCAGAUCAGUAGUUUAACAUGUUAAAUCCGUUUCAAAUACUGUACUUAAGCACUUUAUCUGUAUAAUUUCUUUUUUUAUGCCACUUUAUAAUUCUCAUCCACUACAUCUAUACUUCACUACAUUCAUUUGACAGCUUUAAUUACUUUACAAGCAACGGUUUUCACACACAAAACAAAAUAUCUUCUUAUUAAUUGAACUAACCAACAGUUUGUACAAACAUGUGAAAUGAUCAGUCCAUUAAUGGCCACUUCAGUGGCACUUGAAUGGCUCUUACUUAUGAUAUCUUUGUAGUUUGGCUUUCAUGAAGAAAUGUUACUUUGUUGAUUGUUGUUGCUCUGAGUUUGUUCUCAUAAUGCACUUAUUGUAAGUCACUUUGGAUAAAAGCGUCAGCUAAAUGACAUGUAAUGUAAUAAUGUAAUGUCCAUUAAUGGGUCCAUAAUUAAAA